Messenger RNA from Haliotis rubra (blacklip abalone), 1911 nucleotides. RefSeq lists its product as uncharacterized. The transcript is spliced from 2 exons. Lineage: Eukaryota; Metazoa; Mollusca; Gastropoda; Lepetellida; Haliotidae. The record is from RefSeq and is a predicted model, not a curated record. Bases 34 to 1911 code for a protein of 625 amino acids.
UCCGGAGUAGGUGCUAGUUAACAGAUCAAAACAAUGGGUCGGCGACGAAAGGGAAAACAGUCACGUGAGAAGGUUGAAACUAGUGUCACGGGUGAAGAUGAUAUUUCAUUGAAUAUUACUGAUACCAAUAACGGUGAUACUGAAAUGUCAGAUGGCACUUGUGACGAAGCUAGUAUCUGCAUGAAUGAAAAAGUUGACGUCAACAUUAGUGAAACUUCACCAGCCAAUCUUCCACUACUGAAUGACACUGUUGCCGCGAGUCAUAUUAAUGAAGAUGAGUUGUCAGAUGAUAGUUUUAUUGAAGCGCUUGUCUCAAGUUUUGAGGAAAUUGAAAACAGCAUUUCUCAGGCUCUUGCCCGUAGAGUACAGGAACACAAUGGAGCAGAGAAGUUUCUUGCCUGUGAUGAGCAGCAGUUGGAAGACAGUGGAACACAGACGAUUCUUACCAGUAAGGACCAUCAGAUGGAUGAGAGUGCAGCAGAGAAGAUUCUUACCUGUGAGGAGCAGCAGAUGGAUGGCAGUAGAACAGAGAAGAUUCUUACCUGUGAGGAGCAGCAGAUGGAUGGCAGUAGAACAGAGAAGAUUCUUACCUGUGAUGAGCAGCAGAUGGAUGACAGUAGAGCAGAGAAGAUUCUGACCUGUGAGGAGCAGCAGGUGGAUGACUGUAGAGCAGAGAAGAUUUUAACCUGUGAGGAGCAGCAGGUGGAUGACUGUAGAGCAGAGAAGAUUCUAACCUGUGAGGAGCAGCAGAUGGAUGACAGUAGAACAGAGAAGAUUCUUACCUGUGAUGAGCAGGUGGAUGCCUGUAGAGCAGAGAAGAUUCUAACCUGUGAGGAGCAGCAGGUGGAUGACUGUAGAGCUGAGAGGAUUCUUACCUGUGAUGAGCAGCAGAUGGAUGCCUGUAGAGCUGAGGAGAUUCUUACCUCUAAGGAUACGACAUUCCGUGAAUAUUGUAUCCAAGCUAGUACACAUGAGCAUGCAGACCGUCCUGAUCUGAGUCAGUUUCCAGUGCUUCAUUCCAAGGCUGAUAACAUACCAAGCUUUACUGAGCAGAGUAGAGAAGUGGAUCAGCAUUCUCUACCAUUGGACAAUCUGCAAAUUCACAAUCACUUCAGUCUCUCAAGCCAUAGUCAGACAUCUACAUCAAAGAGUGACUUGAUGAAAACCAAUCCGUGUACAGUUGACAUCAACCAGAUCCCAGUUUCACAUAUCAUAGAAGUUUCCUCAAAUGAUGUCAAUCUUCAGUCAUCUGAUGAUGGAGAUAACGCUUCUAUCAGUCAUUGUACACUGAUGAAGGUAACCUCAAAUAAUGCUGACAUCCAGUUUGACUCAGAUGAUGACAUACCCCUGAGUCAUCUGUUGUCCAAUGCUCUAUUUACAUCCAAAAAUGAUGGGUAUCCUGUAACUUCCAUGGAGUUAUGCAGCGGUACAUCAACACCUGAAGACAUAAGUUUCAAUUCCGAUCUUCUUGAAUCUAGUACUUGUGAUCAAGCAACUCUUUCCAGCAAACCCACUUUGCUAUCAUCGUUUGAUAACACAACAGAAGGGGACACAACCGGCAUUUGUAAAGUGAAAUCACUCCAGGAUAUCAGUGACUCAUGUUCACAGGACGAGUAUGAAUCAUCUGGUGAUGAGUACAGACUACCAGAUUCUUUAUCUGAUUCUACGGAUGACAGUGACACAAAUAUGAAAGAAUUACUGAAGCGUAAACGCCAAAAGACAUCCAAAACCAAUACAAAUCAAGUUUUGUCACCAGUAACUUCCGAAAACACAGAAAAAAACUUUGAUACAAAUGAUGGAGAUGAUGGGGGACCACAAAUAGACGAUGAAGAUAGUGAUAAGCAGCAGCCACGGAUGUCAAGAAGUCGUACUCGCAACCCUGAAAAAUGGAAAUCAAAUGAACGGAAAUGA